Messenger RNA from Danaus plexippus (monarch butterfly), 483 nucleotides. It is a transcript of the gene RpL30, whose product is annotated as large ribosomal subunit protein eL30. The transcript has 4 exons. NCBI's taxonomy places the organism in Eukaryota, Metazoa, Arthropoda, Insecta, Lepidoptera, Nymphalidae. The record is from RefSeq and is a predicted model, not a curated record. Gene Ontology annotation, molecular function: RNA binding; structural constituent of ribosome. Gene Ontology annotation, cellular component: cytosolic large ribosomal subunit. The coding region runs from base 117 to 458 and encodes 113 amino acids.
AUGCAUCAUAUUUUUUAUCUGUUGACUGUAUUUCUUGGACAUACGAUAUCGGAACCAUAGAUAUUUCUUUUACAUCGCUUGCGUUAGGAGAGAGAUCGCUAUCGUUCAUUUCCAAAAUGGUUGCGGCCAAGAAACAAAAAAAGACCAUCGAGUCGAUCAACUCAAGAUUGGCUUUGGUUAUGAAAUCUGGCAAAUACUGCCUUGGCUACAAGCAGACAUUGAAGACUCUGCGUCAAGGAAAAGCUAAGCUGGUGAUAAUCGCUAAGAAUGCUCCUCCACUAAGAAAAUCUGAGAUUGAAUACUAUGCCUUAUUGGCGAAGACUGGAGUCCACCACUACAGUGGUAACAACAUAGAAUUGGGCACAGCUUGUGGGAAAUACUACCGAGUGUGUACACUUGCUAUCACAGACCCCGGUGACUCAGAUAUCAUCACCACCCUGCCUGAGGCAACAGCAUAGGUUUUAAUAAAGUUUUAAAUAAUUA